CCAAUUGAUUUUCCUAUCCGAAUUUUCGGCUUCUGAGAAAUUUCACCAAACAGCGACGAAAAGCGCAACCAGCGACAACGGCCGCCUUACGAUCACAAAGGAUCCCGAUUGAGACAUUUCUGUGGUGGAGGUACGAUUCAUAGCGAAUAACUGUCCUGGGGAAUUUGGGAGGGAGAAUUAGGAGGAGAAGCAUGAAGCUAUAUUGAACCGACAUCACAUCACAUAAACCUCACUCUCCUGGCAAAAUGCGGUCUCUCACUCUAGCAGCUCUCCCGCGAGCACGCGGCUGCAAGGCUGCGACGAAAGCGACCUCAACCCUACAAUCUCUCGCCACGAGAAGAACAUUCUCCUCCCUCCCCAGCCUGCGUCCAACAACCCUCGCCUCCAGCAGCACCAUAUUCCGGUCCUCCACCCUAUCCCAAACCUCCUUCACACCCGCGCCAAACAGCAGUAGCAGCGCUUCGGUCCUCCUAGACCUCGUGCCCAAGACCGCGGUGACCUCGCACCCCUCGCUCGCCGGCUGCGCGGCGCAGAUGCGGUUCGGCCCGCGCCCCGAAAAGAUGGCGCGCACGAGCCGGCUGAAGCGGAAGCGGAAGCACGGCUUCCUGAGCCGGAUACGCACGAGGAACGGGCGCAAGAUACUGCAGCGGAGGAAGGCGAAGGGGAGGAGCUUUCUGUCGAAUUAGAAAGCGUUGGUUCGCCUUGUCUGCCCAGCUAACGUAGGCACCUAUCUAGGUACUAGAAUGACUGGACCUCUGGAUACGUAUGAGAUGGGAGCCUUUUGAGAAAGGGGAGGUCUCUGUGCCAGGAACGUGAUAUGAGGGGUUAUGUAUGGGGUGAGCUGGUUGGUUGGUUGGUUUGGUGAAUGCGCCAUAGCUCUGGUGAUGAAUGGAGGUGUGUACCAUAUACUACACAUAGAACUGUAUAUUUCAAAAUCACCCACGAAUGAAGAGACCCCGUGUUAACUCUUAUCAACAUCACAAUGUUCUACUCAAG
Messenger RNA from Annulohypoxylon truncatum, 996 nucleotides. RefSeq lists its product as uncharacterized. Lineage: Eukaryota; Fungi; Ascomycota; Sordariomycetes; Xylariales; Hypoxylaceae. Gene Ontology annotation, cellular component: ribosome; mitochondrial large ribosomal subunit. Gene Ontology annotation, molecular function: structural constituent of ribosome. The record is from RefSeq and is a predicted model, not a curated record. The transcript is spliced from 2 exons. The coding region runs from base 246 to 686 and encodes 146 amino acids. Gene Ontology annotation, biological process: translation.